Molecule: messenger RNA, 3855 nt
Organism: Loxodonta africana (African savanna elephant)
Lineage: Eukaryota; Metazoa; Chordata; Mammalia; Proboscidea; Elephantidae
Gene: CCNK
Product: cyclin K
Exons: 14
Coding region: 1395-3140 (581 amino acids)
Biological process (GO): regulation of transcription by RNA polymerase II; positive regulation of DNA-templated transcription, elongation
Cellular component (GO): cyclin/CDK positive transcription elongation factor complex; nucleus
Molecular function (GO): cyclin-dependent protein serine/threonine kinase activator activity
Source: RefSeq, a predicted model, not a curated record
UCCCGGGGGCGAGAGCGGCCGCCUGAGCCCCCGCCAGCUUCGGCGUCACCAUUGGUUGGGUUGCUCCCAUGCCCGAGCUUUAAUUGGACAAAGUGCGCGCCAGGCCCCGCCUCUCGCGUCAGAGUUCCGUUAGCAGGCCCUAUUCUCCCCGCCCCCCGGCGCUUGUUUUCCGUCGCGAGACGCAGCGCGAUGACGUAGGCGCCCUGACGUUCCAUGUCCAAGAUGGCCGCAGUCGGCAAGGAGGGUCGUCGCUAAGUGGCUUACCUGAGGCGAGGGGUGAGUGACCAAGGGACAGCGGGCAGCGGCACCCACCUCCUGCGGACCUGGAGGUCGGAGGAGGGUAUGACCAGCUGUCGCCGUCCGCUGGCGGAGCCUCCCUUCCUGGUUUCCGCUUCCCUCCGCUAUCCCCCGGUGCAUAUUGAAGUUAGCGGAAGACAGGGGGUGCGGGGCGGGGUUCGAGAGAGGGUCUGAGGCGCAGGGACAGGGCGGGGAGCCCAGCAGGACGCUGGAGCAAGUAACGUCCCUCGCCGCGAGGCGCAGUCAGGGUUCGGGGACCUUCUAGCAAGUGAAGAGAAGCGGCGGGGGACUUAGGCUCGCACACUCUUAGCCGCACGGGCGCCAACUCUCCAUUUCUUUGCAGUUUCGAGGUGUGUCGUCCUUGGUUAGGCCUGAGACUUUGGGGACUUGUCGUGAGGAGAGGGUCGCUAUCGACUACUCCAAACGAUUUGUGUCUUUCCACAAUGUCUCUUAUUAAUUAUUAAACACACGGGUUAUUGGUUACGCCGGACGCCAGAGGCCUCAGUCACCAAAAGGGUAAGAGAAAAAGAGUAAGCAAGCUUACGGCAGACAAACGCCAAAGUCUAAGGUCCAAAGUCCAGACACCUCUGCCACUGUUGACGACGUUGUCUCGUUAGGCUCAGGAGCCCUAUAUCAGGCCUCUACCUCAGUGAGACUUUGGUCAAGCUAGGGUCGCGAGGGGAUCGACUUCCCUUCAGACUGACUGGAGACCCGGGUGACUCGAAGGCCCAUCGCCCUUACUUCCGAACUCAGCUGGCUCUGGGACCCCGGUCGAUCAACCUGUCGCACAGGGAGUCCUCUGGCAGGGUGAACCUCGGGAGUGACUUCACUACUGAGUUAAGAGAGUGCCUGGGGGCUGUACUCUCGAGGCUUCUCCAGUCUCCAUCAGCAACUCUGGAGGAAUUUUUUCUUAUUCAGCCUUGUAUUCCCAGCGCCUAGAAGAGUGCCUGCCUUACAUCAAUCGUAGUCAUUUUUCUCUUUAAUAUGCACCUUGCCCUGACUGUACCUGGUGGGAACCCAUCAUGCUGGCUCCUGUGUCCUUUUGGAUUCUAGCAUUUUCAGAGAACCUUUUGAAAAUAACGAAUCUACCUCAAUAAAUGAAGGAGAAUAAAGAAAAUUCAAGCCCUUCAGUAACUUCGGCAAACCUGGACCACACAAAACCAUGUUGGUACUGGGAUAAGAAAGACUUGGCUCAUACACCCUCACAGCUAGAAGGACUCGACCCGGCCACUGAGGCCCGGUACCGCCGGGAGGGGGCUCGCUUCAUCUUUGAUGUGGGUACACGUUUGGGGCUACACUAUGAUACCCUGGCAACUGGAAUAAUUUAUUUUCAUCGCUUCUAUAUGUUUCAUUCCUUCAAGCAAUUCCCAAGAUAUGUGACAGGAGCUUGUUGUCUCUUUCUGGCUGGGAAGGUAGAAGAAACGCCCAAAAAAUGUAAAGAUAUCAUCAAAACAGCUCGUAAUUUGUUAAAUGAUGUACAAUUUGGCCAGUUUGGAGAUGACCCAAAGGAAGAAGUAAUGGUCCUGGAGAGAAUCCUACUACAGACCAUCAAGUUUGAUUUACAGGUGGAACAUCCGUACCAGUUUCUGCUCAAAUAUGCAAAACAACUCAAAGGUGAUAAAAACAAAAUUCAAAAGUUGGUUCAGAUGGCGUGGACGUUUGUAAAUGACAGCCUGUGCACCACCCUGUCGCUGCAGUGGGAACCAGAGAUCAUAGCCGUGGCGGUGAUGUAUCUUGCAGGACGUUUGUGCAAAUUUGAGAUACAAGAGUGGACCUCCAAACCCAUGUACAGGCGAUGGUGGGAGCAGUUUGUUCAGGACGUGCCUGUCGACGUUUUGGAAGACAUCUGCCACCAGAUCCUGGACCUCUACUCACAGGGGAAACAGCAGAUGCCUCACCACACGCCCCACCAGCUGCAGCAGCCCCCACCUCUGCAGCCCACACCACAAGCGCCCCAAGUGCAGCAGCCACAGCAGCCUCACGGCCCCGAGCCGCCCCAGCCGCCCCAGAAGGACCUCCAGCAGCCCGCGCAGCAGCAGCCGCAAGCGCAGCAGCCCAGGAGGCCGUCUCCACAGCCGAGUCCGCCCAGACAGGCCAAACGAGCUGUGGUUGUUUCUCCCAAAGAAGAGAACAAAGCACCAGAACCACCACCAUCUAAAAUCCCCAAACUAGAGACCACCACCCACCCGCCACUGCCUCCAGCCCACCCACCUCCAGACCGGAAGCCUCCUCUCGUGGCAGCCUUGGGUGAGGCCGAACCACCAGGCCCCGUGGAUGCCAGCGACCUCCCCAAAGUCCAGAUACCUCCGCCGGCCCACCCAGCACCCGUGCACCAGCCACCGCCGCUCCCGCACCGGCCCCCACCGCCACCCCCCUCCAGCUACAUGACCGGCAUGUCCACCACCAGUUCCUACAUGUCUGGCGAGGGCUACCAGAGCCUGCAGUCCAUGAUGAAGACCGAGGGCCCUGCCUACGGUGCCCUGCCCCCCGCUUAUGGCCCACCCGCCCACCUGCCCUACCACCCCCACGUCUACCCCCCUAACCCGCCCCCACCACCCGUACCCCCACCCCCUGCCUCCUUUCCCCCGCCCACCAUCCCCCCACCCACGCCUGGCUACCCCCCACCUCCACCCACCUACAACCCCAACUUCCCGCCCCCGCCCCCACGCCUGCCCCCCACCCAUGCUGUCCCACCCCACCCUCCUCCGGGCUUGGGCCUGCCCCCUGCCAGCUACCCACCCCCAGCCGUCCCCCCCGGGGGACAGCCCCCCGUGCCCCCACCCAUCCCCCCACCCGGCAUGCCCCCCGUUGGGGGGCUCGGGCGGGCAGCCUGGAUGAGAUAACCUGAUGCCUUUUUUUUUUUUUUAAAGAACAAAAGUUUUUCUAGUCAACUUGAAGAGUAGCUGGAGGGGGUGAGCAGCAGGGUACCUUGUAUAAAGCUAGACAGCGGCAGUGUGGAAGGAAUGGGAAGUAGAACUGGGAAGCUCUCCCAUCUGGAGAGGGAUAGACUGGCUGGAGUGUAGCCGCGCAGGCCGUCGCUGGCUGUGCCUGACCCUGCGUGCGUCACCGCGAGGCUGUACCGGGUGACUUCGUGCUAGUGAGAGUGUUAUAACACCAGCCAUAUUGGCUCAGUACAUGGCUGCAGUGAGGGGUGACUGUCGUCCUAGAAAUCAGUGCCUAUUUUUCCUGGAAACUCAGUUUUCAAUAGUCCAGCUCCAUCUGAAGUCACACUGUCUUCAUUGUUUUCAUUCAGUGACAUCCUCUCCCACGAUACCCAGUAGGUCAGAGGAGCCACGUUUUUGGUUUAUGAAUAUAUACACCCUUUGUGUUACAGUUAUUUUGAAGGGGUUGCCUCUUUGGAUGGCUGUUUUCUUUGUUCUCCAGGGAGAAGGGAGAAAUGUACUUGGGAAGUAAUGUGUGUUUACGUCCAUUUGCAAACUCCUGUACAUAGAGAUCUAUUUUUUAAGCGUGAAUGUGACAACAUACUGUGAAUUCCAUCUUGGUUACAAAGAGACUCCUUCAGUCAGUUAUCCAAAUAAAACCAGUUCUGAAGCUGCC